Messenger RNA from Cottoperca gobio, 4905 nucleotides. RefSeq names its product pleckstrin homology-like domain family B member 2. Gene Ontology annotation, cellular component: basal cortex. NCBI's taxonomy places the organism in Eukaryota, Metazoa, Chordata, Actinopteri, Perciformes, Bovichtidae. The record is from RefSeq and is a predicted model, not a curated record. Gene Ontology annotation, biological process: regulation of microtubule cytoskeleton organization.
GUGAGGGGAAGGGGUCUCCUGUCUGAUCCUUUGUCAUAGGAAUACUUUACUCUGUACUGAGAGAGAAGGACUGCAGCUUCAGCAGCAACAGACGCGCUAGAAAAUAACCUCAACUAUGUGAGUGGGGCAGAAAUCAAAGUCAACAAAGCACGCAGGGCCCAGCUGAAUUCUGCAUCCUCAGCUUGAGUCAGAGAAAGGAGGUCAGUGUGAUGAACAGCAUGCUGCCUCAGAGGAGUGCUGUCGCCACCCUGGGCUACAGCUCAGACCGUGUGAAGAUCGAGCACAGCAACAGUGGCUCGGUGGGUGGGACGUUGCUGAGGGGCUCUCGUUCUAAGGCAGAGCUACAGGAUCUGAUGGAGACGCUGCAGCGUAGGAAGAGUGCUCUGGAGGCCAGCUUGAGGGCAGCUGAGUGCAGCCGCAAGUACCUCGGCGUGCCUUCACCUGUUGGAUCCCAGUCCACCAGAUCACUGUCAAUCCUCAGCAAUACUGAACGGCCUCCGUCUGCCUCCAGAACCUUUUCCUACAUGACCAGCAGCAGCAGCGUGCCUCCAUCACCUCGCCAAGGUGAACGCCAGCUGAGCCCUAACGGCUUGCUCCGUCAUUCCCACUCCCGCCACCAGUCACAGGACAGUCUGCUUCUCUCUUACGCAGCAGAUGGAAGCUCCCUGCUCUCCUCUUAUGGGCAGCCCCUACCUCGUUCUCCCAGGGUCAAAAGUGGAGCAGCCAGCGUGCCGUCCAGCCCUCGCAUGGGUCGCAGGCUCUACUCUCAGGGCAAAGCUAGUGGAGACUCCAGGCAGAGGAAAUACUCCACCGGCUCCCUCAACAGCCUGGGGAUGCAUAGCCGUUCUCUGCCACGGCUUCACAACGCAGCCGAGCCCCCUGCUCUAUCGCUACCGUUACGACACUCAGUGGGAUCCCACAGAGGCGUGGGCUCAGCAGGGCAGCGGCGCAGUCUCUCCUCCCUGGAGCAGCCACCAGAUGUGACGGUACCAGCCAGCAUGCCCAACACUCCCAGAAGGGCCAGCCUGGCCUCUCUGAGCUCUUUGGGUGUAGAGAUGGAUGGGACAGGAUUAGAUCUGAGCUUCGGGGAGAGGAGGUUGUCUUUUGGGAAGGGUGGGCUGGGCCCUGGACAAAGGGUGGGCAGCAUCAGCUCUUUGAAUGGCAAAGAGGAGCUGAGAGACUAUCACCAGCACCAGAGAGAUGAACGACUCAGGGAGCAGAAAGUUCAGAGACUGGAGUGCCAGCGUCUAGAGACCAUCUUAAACUUGUGCACUGGGUUUGGGCAUGUGGAGAGAGAGCCGGCAGUCUCAGCUGUUUCUGACCUGCAGAAGAUUAAUAAGGAGUUGGAGAAGCUGCAGGUGUCAGACGAUGAGUCAGUGUUCUCUGACUCUCCCAGCAGCCCCGCUCCUGAGAGCUGCUUUGGAGCCAAAGCCAGAGACUUUCAACUGGCUGAGGAGCAGCAGGUCAGCCAGCGUCAGCAGAGCGGCAACAGAGAGGUCAGGUCUCACUCACCGGCUAUCAGCCUGAACAGCAGCGCCCCCUCACCCUCCACCCACCACAGAGCCAAAACCCUGGAGAGCUUGCAGCUGAAACAGGAAGUAACGCAUAUAGAGGAAGAGAGGAUUCAAGUUCUGAACAACAUAGAGGAGCUGGAGCAGAAGAUCAAAGACCUGGACAACCAGAUGGAGGAGUCUGUCCGAGAGAUGGAGGUGGAGUGUGCUCUGCUGCAGGGGGAACAGGAGUCCGAGAUGGCCCAGCUGCAGAGGGAAAAAGAGGUUCUGGACCAACUUCUUAAGAAAAAGAUUCGUCGUAUUGAGAAAACGAGCCACACAGAGAAAUCACAGGGGGCUGAAGAGCAGACAAAAAGUUUGGAGGAUUUAGAGUUUCAGAAGCUGGAGAGAGAAAUUAAUCAGGACGAGGAAAAAGAGAGUCAGAGCCAAGAGCUGCUGCGAGAGAUCGCAGAGCGUCAGCGUCUUGCAGUCACACGCAAAGAAAGACUCAUGACUCUGAAGAAACAGUCCUCACAGAUUACCUUGCAGGCUCAGCAAGAAAGAGAACAUUUCCAGAGAGAAAAAAACAAUUUGCUCAUCAUGCUUCAGAAGGAGAGAGAGAAACUGGCAUCUUUGGAAGGAAAGUAUGCAGAGUUGUCUGAGGGGCAGACCUUUACUAACAACUCUAUCAAAGAGCACUCUCUGAAGGAAAGGAGAAGGAGCAGCAAAGAAAACUCUUCCCACCCGAGUGACAGCCUACCUCAUAAGAGGAGCCAGCAGCUCCUCACCUCUUACGGCAGAUCCCUGGGACGCAUGCUUCCUCCUAAGGCCCACUUGCCUCUGUCCCAAAGCUCCAGCUGUGGCAGCGUCAUCCCACAAGGAUUCAGCUUCUCCCCCCGGGACCUGAGCACCCGCCGCCUGCCCAAGAGCAACAGCCAUGCACACAUGAAUGAAGACAGACAGAGAAGAAGUGAUUUUUGCAGCAGGUUGGUCUCCGAGCCCGGUGUGUUCUUGGACUCCUUCUCCUACCAGGACAACAGCCAGGCCUCAGAUACGGUCAGUGUGGACAGCUCUGACAGCAUGGAGACAAGCUUCUCUGCCUGCUCGCCCGACAACAUCUCCAGUGCCAGUACGUCCAAUAUGGCGAAGAUCGAGGAGAUGGAGCGUUUACUCCGAGAGGCCCAGGCUGAGAAGCAUAGGCUACUCGAGCAUCGGGAGCGUGAGAUGGAGAUGCGCAGGCAUGCUUUGGAGGAAGAGCGAAGAAGAAGGGAGGAACUAGAGAAACGACUGCAGGAGGAGACGAGCAGGAGGCAGAAACUUGUAGAGAGAGAAGUGAAGCUCAGGGAGAAACAAAGAUCACAGUCCCGUCUGUUGACUCGCUACCUCCCUGUAAGGAAAGACGACUUUGAUCUCCACGGCCAUAUCGAGGCAGCUGGACACAACCCAGACGCCUGCUUCCAUCUGGCCAUCACUGAUAAAACUUGUCGAGGCUUCCUGGUCAAAAUGGGCGGCAAGAUCAAGACGUGGAAGAAACGCUGGUUUGUCUUUGACCAGAAUCGCAGGACGCUCACCUACUAUGCAGACAAACAUGAGACCAAGAUAAAAGGAGUCAUUUACUUUCAAGCCAUAGAGGAGGUGUACUAUGACCAUUUGAAGAACGCACACAAAAGCCCCAACCCCUCGCUGACAUUCAGUCUGAAGACCCACGAUCGGGUGUACUACAUGGUGGCUCCGUCACCUGAGGCCAUGCGUAUCUGGAUGGAUGUUAUGGUUACGGGUGCCGAAGGACACAUGCAUUUCAUGGUGUAACUAAUCCCAACAGAUCUUCACACCAUUACAUUUAAUUGGUGUGUCACAUGAGAAGGUUUGCAGCACUCAAAACACCGUAAACAGCAAACACGCAUUGUGUUCAUCAGGUCAACAAAAGAUUAACUUCUGUUUACACUUGUAUUAUUUGUAGCCUACAAAUCGUGUUCAAAAGCAAUGUUUAUAAUGUAAUCAUGUAUAACAGAUCAAAAUAAUUGAUAUACAGGUUUCAUAAUUAAGCUAUUUAGUUAUUUUUGUUGUUUAUGUACCGUGAGAGACUGAAGCGUCUCAAAAUCUUGCGCCAAUUUAGUAGUAACGUCUUCCAACUUUAUCUUUCCUUAAACAAAAUAUCUGCUUGUGUCAUGCUUUCCCUCUUGUCAGAAAUGCAAUAUCUGCGGUACAUAAUGAUGCUGCUUGUCUAUAACAGAUGCAUAUCCGCCAAACAGCUUUCUCUAACCUGGCCUUUUGUAAAGUACGUAUCCGACAUGUUCAAAGCAGAGUUUAAGUUGUAGGUCACCUCUGUUUCUUUGCCUUCUUCCUCUUACCUCCUCUGCCCUUCUGGUUGGACGUCAGGCUGAUCUUUUAGAUCAUCAAGUCUGUUUGUGUCUGCAAAAAUGCACGUUUUUAUUUCAGCUCAGUUUUAUUAUUUCUAUAUUGUCAGUCAUAUUCAAAUGUAAUUGGUGUUAUUUUACGUUUUUAACUUAAUCAUUCUAUAGCUGCUGCCAGACUACAAGCGUAAGCUGGUCUUGUCUGCUUAUUUAAAGCAAGGCUGAAUGUUGUCCACCAUUAGUAUUCCUUCAAACACGUUUCUUUGCAUCACUUUCAUUCCAAUGAGUCCUAAUUUGGGUUUAUCGUCACAUAUGCAUACUUCCUUCAUGAAGGAGAGAUAAUUACAGGCACUUUUCAGGUUUUAUUGUUAUGAAUUAUGAGUCAUUGUUGGCAAAUAAUCUAAGAAAAUCUUUCCAAAUCACAAUGCUACUGUGUUUGAUGCCUAUCACUGUGCAGCUAGCUCCCUCUGUCUGAUAUGAUGAGGCCAUGUUGUGCAGCAGUGAUGCUGUGUGUACUGCGUCACCAUGUUGCUCUAAAACAUUUCAUUCUAUUCGUUCACCAGCAGAGGUCCUCAGUGCAGAGGUAUUGCACUGAAAUGACGUAAUGCCCUGGCUGAUAGGAAACGUACUCAUCAAUAAUCCAUAUGUGCUAAUGCUGAUGUUUAUGUAAAAUAAGUGCAUCUAUAAGCACAUGCAUAUCAAGUUUAGGGUUGAACAGAAAUCAUCAUGUUCCGGAUCUUGAACACAAAAUACAUUUUUAAUAAUCAUGUUUCUAAUAUUUUAUAAAUACCCAUAUGUGUUAUCUGUUUUAUUCUAUGAUGAUUUGCAACAGUCUGACUCUAUUUGAUAAUGAAAGAUCACUUUUAACAGCACGUGACCAGCUGUUGGUUAACAGGCUGCAGAGUGCAGAUGAGGCUCCAGAGCUGACAGUGGUAACGCUCAUGUUAACAUCUCAUCCGCCAUCUGUCGUCCAAUGUAUGAGACACAAGCCUUGAAACCAAAGAAAUUACUGCAUUUAUAUAUGUUUUGAAUAAAUCUAUGAACAAUUUUAGUCAACACAA